UAGAAACACUUCAUAAAAAAACAUGUGAUCAAUAAUUUAUUUUGGUAAACUGAUAAAAUUUCAGCAGGCAUUGAGUUGCCAGAAACUAUUUUGACCGGUCUUCUAGAAACGUCUUUAAAAUUCUAAAUUUAAAGUAAAAUAAUCAGAAACAUAUAAUUCUUAACAGAAAAUGAUUUCUCAAAUAACACUAAACAAAAAACUGUUGAGUAUCAACUCUUUCAGGAAUUUUUCAGUGUCAUGGAAAAGGCAGGCUCAAGCUUUGAAGAAAGGAAUCGUGGUGGGUGUUUAUGAGAAUUCAGAGCUGACUACAGUUGCAUCGAGAGUGGACAGUGAAUCAAAAGGAAAAGUCAAAGAUAUGCUGAAAGAUUCAACGAUGAAACUAGGCCACACGAGCGUGGCACACAACCUUGUGACCGGCUACGACGCGGUGGCUCUGGUUGGCGUGGGCAACAAGACGGUCUCAGGCAUCAACCUGAGCGAGAGUCUAGACGAACAGCGCGAGAACAUCAGGAUAGCGACGGCACGAGCUGUCAACCAUCUGCUGGACGAGGGACUGACUCACAUCGAGGUGGACCCCAUAGGGAAUGCCGAGGCGGCCGCAGAGGGAUCCAUUCUCUCCCUCUGGAGGUUCGACUACUUGAAGUCCGACGAUAACAAGAGGCCCGAGCCUGAGGUCACUUGCAGUGAUUCCAAUGAAUCGUCCGCAUGGGAGAGAGGAAGAAUUAAGGCUGAUGCUCAAAAUUUAGCCAGAGUACUCACACAAUGUCCUUCAAAUCUGAUGACUCCUACUCAUUUUGCACAGUGCACCAUUGACAAGCUAUGUCCCUGUGGCGUGCAAGUGGAAGCCAGAGAUAGGAAGUGGAUCGAAGCACAGAACAUGGAGUCCCUGCUGGCUAUGGCCAGUGGAUCUAUGGAGCCGCCCAUUGUCCUUGAGAUCGCUUACUGUGGAGCCAAUCCUGAUGAUAAACCUGUCAUGAUGAUAGGUAAAGGAGUGACGUUUGACGGACAAGGUGUCUGCCUGGAUAGGAAGUGCAACGCAGAGUUCAGCGCUGAUGUGGCUGGUGCAGCCGUUGUGGUCGGAACCAUAAAAGCACUCUGCGAACUCAAAGUUCCAAUUAAUGUCAACGCGAUCAUCCCCCUGUGCGAGAACAUGCCUGGUGGCAACGCCGCGGCGCCCGGCGCCGUGUUCACGGCCCUCAAUGGACGCACCAUCCGAAUGGACGACACGGCGCAUGAUGGCCGCAUAUUCAUGGUGGACGCACUCUGCUACGCCGAGAAGUACAAACCCUGUCUCGUCAUGAAUGUCGCUACCUUGGAUGAGGUGAUGCGCCUAGCGCUGGGAGACGGAGCGACGGCCACCUACACGAUGUCUGACAGCAUCUGGAAGAACCUGCACGACGCGGGAGCGCUGACUGGUGAUAGGCUGUGGAGACUGCCCCUGUGGAACCACUACCGGCUGGCCAUUGAGUCGGACAGGGGUGCGGACUUGACCACAGUCGGCAAGGGGUUGGGCCGAGGUGGCGAUCCUUGCACAGCCGCCGCUUUUCUCAAGACUUUUGCACCACCCUGUGAAUUUGUCCACCUUGAUAUAACUGGAACAGGUAGAUUGGGAUCAGGUGUCGGCUAUCCUUAUCUCAGAAAUAACCUGAUGACCGGUCGACCUGUGCGAACUCUAGUGGAGUUUUUGUGCAAGCAAGCAUCUCAAAAGAAUUGAAAUGUGUAAUUAGUUCUAAAUAAGUGAAAUAUACUGUCUGAGACGAUUUUUAAAAUCCUCAAUCAUUGUGCUUUGUUAUAAACCAUGAUCUAACGUGUACAGAACAAAAUAAACAACCAACAUUUUGGAAAUUCACCUUUA
Molecule: messenger RNA, 1855 nt
Organism: Nilaparvata lugens (brown planthopper)
Lineage: Eukaryota; Metazoa; Arthropoda; Insecta; Hemiptera; Delphacidae
Product: cytosol aminopeptidase
Exons: 9
Coding region: 170-1714 (514 amino acids)
Biological process (GO): proteolysis
Cellular component (GO): cytoplasm
Molecular function (GO): manganese ion binding; metalloaminopeptidase activity
Source: RefSeq, a predicted model, not a curated record